AGUUCCGCUCAUUAAGUUCUCGUUGCUCUGAAAUCUCAAAAGUGUUUCGCAAGUUUUUAUUUUAAAGUUUAAACCACAAAAGAAGUAUGUCAGAUGAAAAUAAAAACACUCAGGAAAAGAAAAAAAACCCUCGCUGUUUCUUUGAUGUAACCAUCGGCAAUAAGCCAGAGGGAAGAAUUUACUUUGAGUUGUUUGCUGAUGUGUGUCCAAGAACAGCUGAGAAUUUCCGGUCUCUGUGUGUGGGUGAUAAAGGCAUUGGUGAAUCGACUAAGAAACCUUUGCAUUUCAAAGGAUGUCCCUUUCAUAGAAUCAUAAAAGGUUUCAUGAUACAGGGAGGGGAUUUCUCUAAUCAGAAUGGAACAGGUGGUGAGUCAAUCUAUGGAGAAAAAUUUGAGGAUGAGAAUUUUGAACUGAAGCAUAAAGAAGCUGGUCUUCUAUCCAUGGCAAAUUCUGGUGCAAACACAAAUGGAUCACAGUUCUUUAUAACAUGUGAACCUACACCUCACUUGGAUGGAAAACAUGUUGUCUUUGGUAAAGUUAUCAAAGGAAUGCAUGUAGUUCGCUCCCUAGAAAAUGUGGACAAAGAUGGUGAAAAGCCAAAAAAGCCAUGUGUUAUAGCUGAUUGUGGUGAUGUUCCACCAGAUGAAGAUAUUAUGGUUGUGAAGGAUGAUGGGACAGGAGAUACAUAUUCAGACUAUCCAGGGGAAUCAAACGUACAAUUUCAGAAGUUUAACGAGGUCAUUGGUGUAGCUGAAAGGAUCAAGAUAAUAGGGAAUGAACAGUUUAAGUUGGGAAACUAUGAAGUUGCUCUGAAGAAAUAUUCAAAAGCUUUAAGAUAUUUGGAGCACAUGGAUUCCGAUUCCUCAUCUUCAUCUGGUGAAGAAGAUAAAAAGAAUCAAGAGAAUAAUGAUACCAAAGAAAAGACAGAACGACAUAAAUCUGUGGUGUUACCGUGUUACUUGAACAGUGCUGCUUGUUGCCUAAAACUUAAAAGUUAUGAAGAAGCAGUUACUAACUGCGAUGAAGUAAUUGAAAAUUUUGAAAAAGAUAAUGUUAAAGCUCUGUUCAGAAGAGGACAGGCGUAUGCGUUCUUGCGUGAUUUUAACAAGGCAUUGACUGACCUCCAAUCUGCUGCAAAGCUUUCACCAACAGAUAAAGGCAUUCGAAACGAGAUCGCUCGGGUGAAGAACCUUAUCAAAGAUCAGAAAGAAAAGGAAAAACAAAUGUAUUCAAAAAUGUUCGCCACCUAAAAAACUUUUAGAACUUAUUAUGAAAUCGAAUGCUUGCAUGCGCUGAGCUUUAGUUUUUCUUUAUGCUUCGCCAAAAUCGAAUAUUUUCUCGUCCUAAGUGAUAUAUACGUGACAGUUCCAACAUCCACGCAUAGAGAAAUAUAUAUGGGGAUUUUGCAGCAAUUGUAGUUGAAAAAGCACAUUCUCAAUUUCCAAUGGACUUUUUUCUUAAUUUCAUUUGCAAUAUAUAA
Dendronephthya gigantea is the source of this 1480-nucleotide messenger RNA. Its product is annotated as peptidyl-prolyl cis-trans isomerase D-like. Lineage: Eukaryota; Metazoa; Cnidaria; Anthozoa; Malacalcyonacea; Nephtheidae. The transcript is spliced from 11 exons. The record is from RefSeq and is a predicted model, not a curated record. Gene Ontology annotation, biological process: protein folding; protein peptidyl-prolyl isomerization. Gene Ontology annotation, molecular function: protein binding; peptidyl-prolyl cis-trans isomerase activity. The coding region runs from base 87 to 1250 and encodes 387 amino acids.